Molecule: messenger RNA, 1936 nt
Organism: Mytilus trossulus (common blue mussel)
Lineage: Eukaryota; Metazoa; Mollusca; Bivalvia; Mytilida; Mytilidae
Product: ceramide kinase-like
Exons: 8
Coding region: 108-1514 (468 amino acids)
Biological process (GO): ceramide metabolic process; phosphorylation
Molecular function (GO): ceramide kinase activity
Source: RefSeq, a predicted model, not a curated record
CGUGGUUUUCACCUGUUUACCUAGAUGACAUACUAUAUAACAGAAGCCGACUAUACAACAAUCAUUUAAUAAAUUUAACUUUGUUAAAACACAUACAAAAAUAUAAAAUGCUUUACUUAAACGACAAUCAUGUCAAUGUGAGCUUGGAAGGAGGUGUGAUGACUGUUUCAAGUGAAGAAAAUAAUUUACUUGCGUCUAUUGAGAUACGUUAUCUCUUAAAAUCUGUGAUGGAACGUAAAAAUCUUACUGUGCAUUAUGUGAUACAGAAGAAAAAUAUGAAUCUUAAAGUGAAAACUUUGGUUCUUCACGGAGAUGUGGAGGAUGCACAAACGUUGCACAGUGAUAUCGAGCACAUAUUAAAAGAUCGUCCAAGGCGGCUUCUAGUUAUCAUCAACCCAAAUAGUGGUAAGAAGAAAGGAAUAAAAAUAUAUCAAAAAGUUACAGCUCCUUUAUUUAAACUCUGUGGCGUGAAGGCUGAUGUCAUUGUAACUAGAAAACAAAAAGAGCCUACGGAUAUCUUGAAAAACUACAAUUUAUCCAAUAUUGACGGUAUAGUAACAGUAGGUGGUGAUGGUUUAUACUGUGAGUGUAUGAAUGGACUAAUUACACGGGUUCAACGAGACAACAAUGUCAAUGUAAAUUGUCACAAUACUGAUAUUGUGUCAGCAUCACUCCCAAUAGGCAUCAUUCCAGCAGGCUCUGGUAACGUGAUUAUUCAAUAUCUUCAUGGAACUAAAUGUGCAAGCACUGCUGUUCUUCAUAUCUUACUUGGUGGCAAUGUCGAGUCCAACGUUUGUAGUGUUCACGAAGGAGGCAAACUUUUGUCAUAUUCGGCACUGAUUCUUGGAUUUGGACUGUUUGGUGAUAUGAUGCACGACUGUGAAAAGUUUCGGUGGAUGGGACCGUUAAGAUAUAAUGUUGUCCCUGUGGCUUCAAUGUUAAAGAGACGGGAAAUUGAUGUGGAGAUAGAAUAUCAUUUAGCUAACAAGGAUAAAGCGACAAAAAGAAUUAGAGGAUUGGGAAAACAGAUCUCCCUUCCAAAUGGCUUCAUGAUACCUUCAUGUAAAUCGAAAAUACAACGAACUAAAUCCACACCGGGUGUACUCGACAGUUCAGAUGUCCAAAAAUGUGAAAAAGAAGAAGGACGUGUAUAUGCAGUAGAUACACAUGCCGUUAUGAUGAAAGAAACAUCAGGAAGAAUGACUCCAAGAUUCGGACAAGAUUCCCUUAUGGUGUACACCACACAUAAAUGUACAUUGUCAGACCAUGUGUCACAGCUAACCAAAGUGAAAAAUGAACAACCCGAUUGUUAUGAUUACAAAUUUGUAAGCCAGCACGAAGUUUCUAGUUAUAAAGUCCGAUUGCUGAAUGCUACAGUUUCUGAAAAUACGAAAUCACUCCAAAAAGAUUUCUAUCUGAACUGUGAUGGUGAAGUCAUUAGAUUAACAGAGCCGGAGUUUGAUGUAAAGCUACACAAGAAAGCAGUGAGGAUCUUUGGAAACGCUUCCGGAUGAACAUCAGUACAACAUUUAAUGAAAAAAUGCAACCAAAGCAUUGUUAAAACUGUCCACUGUGUACUUCUAGAAGAGACGGUGUGUGAAAACCGCAAAAAAAAUGUGUAUGUCAAUAAGGGUAUUCCUCAGAGACAAUACAGAAUCGAGAUGUAACAGAGAUGAGAGUAGAACGACUCAAAGUAAUGAACACUAUGAGAGUAUUUAUAGCUUGCUAAACCAUGUACAUCGAUAGCUAUUGAACAGACGAGAAACGUGGACCAAAAUCAAUACAUAGUAAUGAUGAAAACAUAUGACCAAGUGGCCAUACUAACUGUAACUGCUAUGCAGCUUGUUCUUGUUUGCAAAUAAAAGAUAUAACUGAUUUACUGGUAGCAUCUAUGUUGUUUUACAUGUAUCUACUAUGUAGCUUGUCAAAUCUUAAU